UUUGGUCAAAAUGACCUCGAAAGCUCUGUGUAUUUCAUUAUUUAUACUUUUUGCGACUGUUGCAUCUCAGGAAUAUUCUGAAAGUGGUCCAUUAAACUACCUACUUAAUGGAUUCGGUAUCGGUGGUGGCUUAAAUGGUCAUAUCGGUGCUCAAAUCGGUGGCUUUGGUGGUGGAAUAAAUGGUGGUAUAAAUGGUGGUAUAAAUGGUGGUAUAAGUGGUGGUAUAGGUGGUCACAUCGGUUGGCCAGGAUUUCCUGGAGGUCAAUGGUCACCUGGAACUGGAACACCUGUUUCAUCGAAUUUUCAACUUGAUGAAAAUCAAAUGGGUGAGAUUAAUAGGAUGGUUCCAUGGCUGCAAAAUCCAGGGGGGCAGCUAGGAUCUCUAUCGCCUGGCUUUCCGAAUUUGCCUGCUCAAUGGCCGAAUUUGCAAAUUGAUGAAAAUCAAAUACGUAAGAUUAUUGGGUUGUUUCCAUGGCUGAAAAAUCCAUCGAGGAAGCAAUGGCUUGAAUCCUCUAUAAUACCUAAUUUUCCUGCUGUUUCACCUGGUCAAUUGCCAUCUGGAGGUGUUCCAUGGGGGCAGCCAUGGCCUCUAUGGCCUGGAUCCCCUAUAACAAUUAAUUUUCCUGUUGUUUUGCCUGGCCAAUUGCCCCAACCUUGUGAUGUUCCAUCGGAAGAACAUCAACGACCAAAAUCGCCUUCAAAGAAACCAAGCAUUAUGGAAAGUGUGAUAAAAAGACUACCAUUCUAUAUUUUUGAGAAACCGAUUCGUGUACACCACCGUAGACGUUAUGACGAAGAAGUUCGUCUGACACAAGAUGAGAAUUCAAAUUCAUUUGCAAAUGGCUCAGAUGAAGAUGGCUCAAAUGAAGAUGAUUCAGAUCAAGAUAGCUCGGAUGAUUCAGAUGGCUCGCCGGUCGAUUCGGAUUUUGCUUCAUAUAAUUCCCAAAUGUAUGAUAUUAAACCUUCAGAUAUGAAUGCAGCUAUGCCAGAAGAUCAAUCAGCACCGGAUUCGCUACCGCCACCAGCAGCAGCAGUAGCAGCACGAGUUUCGGCGACACGAUCAGAACAGGCUGGUAAUGAACAGGCCGCCAGAAAAGCAUACGAAUUAUAUAAAUCUGCGCAGCGUCAGUACCACUAAUUAAUUCAUUUUAAUUCCCACUCAUAGAUUCUGACGCAUCCUGAUCUGGUUGAUUUUGACCCAUGCUGGCGUUUUUUGACCCGCAACGUGAUUUUGUCGACCCAUCAAGAAUAUCAAUAAUUCCGACUUGAUUUUGUUUGACACCCUCUUUGAUUUUUCAAAAGUGAGGACCUAUUUUUGAUCUUCACUUUUUUCCCGAAAACUAGAGUUAAUUUUUUUUGACCCCAUCAUGAAUUUUUGGUCUGAUCCCAUCUAAAAAAAAUUUGAUGUCAGAACCUAUUUUUCCACUAUUUUGUAUUGGCUACUCGGCCAAUUUUGAUGCCGUAGUAAAUUGUGCAAUAAAUUAAAUUUGUCUUCUCUCAUUGUAUUGUCAUCGCCAUUUUCUUUUUUGCUUAAUCAAAUGAAAAAAAAAUCGAAUUGCGUACAAUUUGACAAGAGCAGCUUUAUGCUGUUUCUAAUUGUCAAUGU
Molecule: messenger RNA, 1606 nt
Organism: Sitodiplosis mosellana (orange wheat blossom midge)
Lineage: Eukaryota; Metazoa; Arthropoda; Insecta; Diptera; Cecidomyiidae
Exons: 2
Coding region: 11-1138 (375 amino acids)
Source: RefSeq, a predicted model, not a curated record